Ooceraea biroi (clonal raider ant) is the source of this 1974-nucleotide messenger RNA. RefSeq names its product alkylated DNA repair protein alkB homolog 8. The record is from RefSeq and is a predicted model, not a curated record. Gene Ontology annotation, cellular component: nucleus; cytoplasm. NCBI's taxonomy places the organism in Eukaryota, Metazoa, Arthropoda, Insecta, Hymenoptera, Formicidae. Gene Ontology annotation, molecular function: S-adenosylmethionine-dependent methyltransferase activity; tRNA binding; tRNA (5-carboxymethyluridine(34)-5-O)-methyltransferase activity. Gene Ontology annotation, biological process: tRNA methylation; tRNA wobble uridine modification.
CAAUUAUUUCAUGGCAUUAUUUAUAGGUUAUAUUUGUAAUAAUAAUGUAGUAGAUUGUACGGCAAUGCGCUAAAAAAGAAUAUGAAAUUUGUAAUGAAAUCUUUGAACAAAUGUUUAAGAAUUAGAAAAUAUGUUUCUGAGUAAUGAAAUAAAUGUCACAAGUAAGGGCCAUAACGAAACGAGUGACAAAAAGAGCAUAAGCAAGCAAAAACGGGCUUAUCACAGAUUGCUGAGAGAUAUGAAUAUUAAAUGUACUGAUAAAUCAACACAGCACUUGAUGAUAUGUAAUGCUGGCUUAGUCACUGGUAUUAAAAGGGAAACACUGCAGUAUGUAUUAGAUGCAUUAAUUUCCAAGUAUGCGCUGAUUAUGCCAUCGAACAAAUCAUACUGUUUCAUAACAUGUAACUCGAAGGAAGAUGCUACCUGUGUAUAUAAUUAUGUUCAUGGACGUAUUAAACUUCCGGGUCAAAAUGGCCCAUUAUAUGUAUGCUACACAGAAACAGUUCCUAACCGAGAUGGGAGCACAUCCGAUUCUGCACUUCCACCUGGUCUUACAUUAAUAGAGAAUUUUAUAACUAAAGAGCAAGAAGAAAAUCUGUUAAGAACACUUGAUUGGGACAAUUGUGAAUCUGUCUCUUCGCAAUUGAAACAUAGACAAGUAAAGCACUUUGGGUAUGAAUUCGAGUAUGGCACGAAUAUGGUGAAUGUCGACAGACCUAUUGCUCCAAUACCAGGGGAGUAUAAAUUUCUGCAGACUUUAUUUAAUAAACAUGGGCAUAAGUAUACAUAUGACCAGCUAACUAUCAACAAAUAUUUACCUGGACAAGGUAUACCGCCCCACAUUGACACUCACAGUGUCUUCGAGGAUGAAAUAUUAUCCUUGUCAUUGGGCUCUGCGUGUGUCAUGAAUUUCAAGAAGGGAGAACAAAAGAUCGACGUGCUUCUGCCAGCCAGAUCAUUACUGAUCAUGGCGGGAGAAGUGAGAUACGCAUGGACACACGGCAUCUGCCCACGUCACAACGACGUAAUUAAAACGGAAAGCGGGAGCACGACGCGAGAACGCGGCAUCAGAGUAUCUUUUACUUUCAGAAAGGUGCGACGUGGUGACUGUUGCUGCAGUUUCAGAGAGCAUUGCGACAGUGCGAGACACGACACUGCCACCUUCAUUGACGCUAAGGCGGCAUCAGGAUUGGAGAAUUCAUACGUGCACAAGGUUUAUGAGGAAAUCUCCAAUCAUUUUAGCGAGACGAGGCGCAAGCAGUGGCCUAAUGUUACCAAGUUUCUCGAAAGCUUGGAAGAGGGUACACUGCUGUUGGACGUGGGCUGUGGAAAUGGCAAAUAUCUUUCCAGAGGACAAAACAUAUAUAAAAUGGGAUGCGACCGUAGUUCUGGACUAGUGGACAUAUGUCGUAAGCGGGGCUUCGAGAUUCUCCAGUGCGAUUGUCUGUAUCUGCCGUACAGAGACGAGUCUGUUGAUGUGGCAAUCAGCAUUGCGGUGAUUCACCAUCUAUCUACGCGGGAGCGUAGGCAACGGGCCAUCGCCGAGAUGGCUCGAGUGCUGAGGCCGACUGGAAAGUGCUUGAUCUACGUGUGGGCCAAGGAGCAGCGUAAGGAUUCCGCGGAUUCAUUCUAUCUAAAGUAUGGCAAAACGAGCAGAGAAGAGAACAGGAAAACCAACCAGAGUGCGAUCGGUCACGAAACGAUCGCCGACUGUUGCGUAACACUGCCGGUUCACGAAAACAGAACGAAUUUUGUGCACAGCGAUAUGUUGGUACCUUGGAAAAAGAAGGAUGGCGAGCGCUUCCUGAGGUAUUAUCACGUGUUCCAGGAGGGCGAACUCGCGAAAUUGUGCUCGGAAGUGCCCGCAGCCUCGAUUAAGGAGAUCUAUUACGAUCAAGGCAACUGGUGCGCGAUUCUCGAGAAAUGUAAAAACUCGUAAAGUGAGAAAUAAAUUGUUUUAAUUCUGUUAUCCAU